AUGGGGACAGAGCAGCGGCGUUGCUCCUGCAGCGCAGCUCCGGUGUCUGGAAAGGUGAAGCUGGUGCUCAACAACAAGUAUCGGAUUCCUUCCUCCCUUCCCCCUGCUCUGCAGCAGUCCCUCAUUUCUGUUGGGACCCAGAAGGGGCUGCUCGUCCAAGCCAGGGAGGGGACAGUGACCAAACCAAAGCCUGGUGUGUGCACCCCUUCUUCCCAGCAGUGCAGUGCAGCUCUGCACAGCUCCCCAUGUGGAAUCCCCGGCUCAUGGUUCUGUCCUGCAGGUUCCCUGGCCUUCCUGGGGCUCUACCUGGUGUUUGGCUACGGUGCCUCAUUAGUCUGCAACCUCAUCGGCUUUGCCUACCCUGCGUAUGUCUCCAUUAAAGCCAUCGAGAGCUCCAACAAGGAGGAUGACACCACGUGGCUCACAUACUGGGUGGUUUACGGCGUCUUCAGCAUAGCCGAAUUCUUCUCUGACAUUUUCCUCUACUGGUUCCCCUUCUACUAUGCUGGGAAGUGCCUGUUCCUGGUGUGGUGCAUGGCCCCGGUGUCCUGGAAUGGCUCACAAGUGCUCUACCACAACGUCAUCCGGCCCUGCUUCCUCAAGCAUCACCGUGCUGUGGAUUCGGUGCUCGGCGACCUCAGCACCAAAGUACUGGAUGCAGCCUCUGCCAUCACCAGAGAAGCCCCCGGGGCCGCCGUGAAGCUGGCACAGGAAGCGAAAAGCAAAUGAGGCACCGGGACAAGGCCGGUCUGAGCCCGGCCCCCGCUCCCCGCUCCUCGGGCCGGUCCUCGGCUCGGCUCCCCCCACAAAAGUAAAACUGUUCCCGAUUCAU
Molecule: messenger RNA, 832 nt
Organism: Meleagris gallopavo (turkey)
Lineage: Eukaryota; Metazoa; Chordata; Aves; Galliformes; Phasianidae
Source: RefSeq, a predicted model, not a curated record